Molecule: messenger RNA, 3968 nt
Organism: Drosophila pseudoobscura
Lineage: Eukaryota; Metazoa; Arthropoda; Insecta; Diptera; Drosophilidae
Gene: smg
Product: sterile alpha motif domain containing protein 4 smaug
Exons: 4
Coding region: 467-3874 (1135 amino acids)
Biological process (GO): negative regulation of translation; regulation of DNA-templated transcription; nuclear-transcribed mRNA poly(A) tail shortening
Cellular component (GO): P-body
Molecular function (GO): translation repressor activity; protein binding; mRNA binding
Source: RefSeq, a predicted model, not a curated record
UUUCUAAAACGCCACACACUCUCUGCUGACGCCAGCGCCAAAUCAUUCGCCAUCAUCUCGUCACUCUGCCUGCCGGUCCAUCCUCCUCAGUGCUCCACAGAGUGCCUGCUGUCUGUUGCGAGCCGCCACCGCUUGUCGUUGCAGCAUUUCUUAAUUCAGUUCAGUUCUCAUCUUCGUUUAUUUAAUACAAACUGUUUUCCGUGGCGUCUGGUUCCCUCUCUGUAUUGUGUAUUUGCUCAACUACAGAUAAUCAAAUUUAUAUUGUGCAUGCAAAGAAAUAAGUAAAACAUGCAAAACGACUGCGAUCGCGGUUGCUGAACAGGCACAAUAUUCGACAAACAACGACGCCGCAUUUAACGCAACCAAAUAAUCCAACAAAGAAGCCGCCACAGUUGAAAUAUCAACACAAUCCCCACUUAACAUAUUCCUAAAAACGGAAGAAACUAAAUACCGAAAUAACAACGAGAUGAAGUACUCAACUGGCACAACAGACAACGCGAUGUCCUGCGGCAUCGACAGCAACACAAACUCCAACAGUGCAUUAAACGAUAUGCAGCCCAAAACCUCCACACCCACACAGACACACUCCCACAAGGAGGCCACAUCUACGACAACGCCCGCGAAAACAGGCGCAACACAAAUGCAUACCACCCAUACCAAUACCAUUGCCAACAGCAACUGCAAUUCCAAUCCCCAUCAGCCGGCUAACGCGCUGUUCUGCGAGCAGGUGACCACAGUGACAAAUCUCUUCGAGAAGUGGAACGACUGCGAGCGAACCGUCGUCAUGUACGCGCUGCUAAAGCGUCUGCGCUACCCGAGCCUCAAGUUCCUUCAGUAUUCGAUCGACAACAAUUUGACACAGAAUCUGGGGACCUCGCAGACGAAUCUAAGCAGCGUGGUCAUCGACAUCAAUGCCAACAAUCCGGUCUACUUGCAGAACCUGCUGAAUGCAUACAAGACGUUUCAGCCCUGCGAUGUGCUGGAUGGCAUGUCCUCCUCCUCCUCCGACAAGGACUCGAUGCCGUGCUAUGGCAGCGAUUUUCAGAUCACAACCUCCUCGCAGUGUGAUGAGAGGAAGCUGUAUGCCCGCAAGGAGGAUAUACUCCACGAGGUGCUGAACAUGCUGCCGCUGCUGAAGCCGGGCAACGAUGAGGCCAAACUCAUAUACAUGGCCCUGAUUCCGGCUGCUGUCAAGGACACCAUGCAGCAGAUUGUGCCCACGGAGCUGGUGCAACAGAUCUUCUCCUACUUGCUCAUUCAUCCGGCCAUAAGCAGCGAAGAUCGACGAUCGUUAAACAUUUGGCUGCGACACCUCGAGGACCACAUUCAGGCAGCCGCCGCUGGUCUUACGAAUCGCAGCUACUUCCUGCAGCCCUCGCCACAACUGGUCGCAGGAACCAGCUCCACGGGCAGCUCAUCGGCAGCUAGUUCUUCGGCGGCCUCCUGCUCUUCGGUGGCCUCUUCAUCACUGAGUAACCUAGGGAGCAGCUUGUGCACCACUAGCAGCUCGCGAUCGUCGCGCAGCAAUGACUGGCAAACGAUUGCCCCGCCCAGCAAGCAGCAACAGCAGCAGCACAAACUCACCGGCGGCGACUGGCGAGGCAGCGGGGGCUCCAGCGGAUCGAUUAAUCCACUCUGUGAUAAUUUAAAUGGUAUUACCCUGAACGAAUUAGCUUCUAGUCAGAAUAGCUUAGGCCUGUCGCUGGACAGCAGCUCCUUGCUGGUCAACAGCGUCGUGGCGGGAGCGGCAGCGGGCUCAAUGCUUGGCAUCGGUGGCACCGAAGACCAUGACACGUCAUUCAGCAAGAAUGGCACGGAAAUCCUCGACUUUGAGCCCCCCAUUAUGGCAGAUAUGGGUGAGGCCAGCGGCAUAAGCAAUCUCUGUCAGCAGCCUCCCACCUCACAUCAUCAACAGCUGUUGCAACCGCCUCCGUCAGGUCCACAACUGCCCUACGCCUCGAUAUUGAUGGGUAAUGUGGGCGAUCAGUUUGGUGACAUCAAUCGCUGGAGUCUGGACAGCAAAAUAGCAGCCCUGAAGACGCGGCGCUCCAACAGCUUGACCACUCAAACCAUCUCCAGCUGCUCAUCCUCAUCCAACUCGUCAGUGAUCACGGUCAACGACAACUGCUCCAACUCCACAGAGAAUCUGGCCCAGUUUGCCAACAAACCGAGGAGUUUCUCUCUCUCCAUUGAACAUCAGCGCGGAGCUUUGGCGAACAGUGGCUCCGAUACGCGGCUGGACGAGUUCAAGCCCGGCUACAUCAAGUUCCAGACCCGCAAUGUGGGCAUGUCGGGGAUAGGCCUCUGGCUGAAGUCCCUACGGCUGCACAAAUACAUUGAGCUGUUCAAGAACAUGACCUACGAGGAGAUGCUGAUGAUUACAGAGGAAUUCCUCCAGAGCGUGGGUGUCACAAAGGGUGCCUCCCAUAAGCUGGCCCUCUGCAUUGACAAGCUGAAGGAGCGUGCCCACAUCCUCAGCAGGGUGGAGCAGGAUCUGCACGCGGGACAGAUUAAGCUCAGUACGGCUGUCGAGGAGCUAACACACAUUGUGCUGACGCCAAUGAAACCCGUGGAGUCUAUGGGGCCACUGGAGGAGAACAUUGGUCAUCGCUUCCUCAAGGUCAUCGACCUGGUCAGCAAUGCCCUCCAGGCGGAUCCCUACUGUGUGCAGGACGAUGAAACAAUGGGUGUGUUCAUGUGGAUACUUGAUCGUUCUAUUCAUAACGAGGCGUUCAUGAACCAUGCCAACCAACUCAAGGAACUCAAGUUUAAGCUGUCCAAGCUGAAAAUCUCAAUGGUUUCAAAGCUGCACCAUGUGAAGACUCCCGGCGUACCCACUGGCGGCAACAUCAACAAACCCAGAUGGAAUGGCAAGACUCGCAAGUGUGAUCCCAAGAAUGGCAGCAGUGAUAGGAUUAACAAUCGGAAGAACUCUAAUGACAUGUUGAAUUUCUCCCUGAACUGCCUGCAGCAUCCCCUGCCGCAUCACCAGCAGCAGCAGCAACAACAACCACCGCCACCGCCGCUACAGCAAUUUGAGUACAACGGCUACGGCGGUCCGUCGCAUCAGCCGCAGUAUAAGAGCUCUUCAUAUCCCAGCUUCAUGAGCAAUCACCAACAGCAGCAGCAGCAGCCACCCAAGUCGCACCACCAUGCCCAGCAAAUGCAGCAGAUGCUUCAGCAGCACAACCAUUUCCCGGCCUUACCGCAGCAGACGCCACCGCAGUCGCAUCGUCGAUCGCUGAACAACCUCAUUUUGGUAACUGGUGGGCCACAGCAGCCGCAGCAAAUGGUCUUCAAGCCGGGCCAGGGGGUGCUUACCACCAACACCAACGGCUCCAACGAUAGUCUGGUCAUGGAUUCAAGGAGUCAGCAGCAGCCACGCAAGCCAAGCCUAAACGGUCUUAGCGCGAACGGAAAUGGUGGAGUGUCCAGUUCGGAGCAACAUCCAAAGAAGACCAUGGCCGCCGUGGUGAUGGUUAGUAGUCAGAGUCAGGAGUCGCAACACAGCGAUCAUCAGCAUCCACCACAAAUUUUAAUCAACAACAACAAUAACAACAACAUACUGAACAACAAUUUGAUUAACCAGCAACAGCUGCAGUUGCUGGCGGCUGCUGCCGCUGCAGUGGGCAGUGGCAGCUGUCUGUGCCCAUGUCCUGGUGGUGGUGGCGGCAGUGGAGGGGCCUGCAGCAACACUCUCUGCCAACAGAGCAGCAAGAACAACAAUCACACUGCAGAUCAUUGCCUGUCCCAGCCGCAGCAUCAGUUGAUUAGCCUAAGCAUGGCGCCGCACGAAUAUAAAAUGAACGAUUUUAAGAGCCUGGAACAGCUCGAGACGUUGUGCCGCCAAAUGACUGAACAGGCAAUGAACUGAGCCAACUCGCCCGCUCAGCGAUGAUUUUGUGGCAGUUUUUGUGUUCACUGCGUUUUGAAGAUUGAUUUCAUAAACGAAAAUGAAUGUGUUUUUA